Porites evermanni is the source of this 1854-nucleotide messenger RNA. The record is from the annotation of a GenBank genome assembly. Lineage: Eukaryota; Metazoa; Cnidaria; Anthozoa; Scleractinia; Poritidae.
AUGUAUGACUUCCACACCUCCGACCACUGCGGGACACACAUCGAGGCACCAAGAAGCUUGUACAAGGAGAAAAGAAGCACAGGAGAAAUUCCCUUGGAUGACCUCAUUGGACUAUCUGUUGUAAUAGAUAUUCAUCAGAAGGCUUUAUCAAACUCGGACUAUCAGUUGAUGCCGAGUGACAUCGAGGACUGGGAAGAAAAACAUGGCAAGAUCCCGGAGGGCGUGAUUUUGUUAGUGUACACGGGGUGGGGGAAAUUCUACUCCGACAGUAAGAAAUAUCUGGGAAUGCAACCCACUGGAAACGUAUCCAAUAUGCACUUUCCAGGUAAGUACUAAAGCUUCAGUCGUAUGAUCCGUAGAUCAUGCUAGAGAGAUUGUUACAUCAUUUAAUAACAUAUCGACCAACGGAUAGUGUGUGUGUGUGUGUGUGUGUUUUUUUUGUGGAUUCGUUCACUUUGAGCUCCAGAAGUACGGUUAUAAUCAUUGAUAUUCAAUUUACACGCUUUGGAAAAGCGUUUUCUCCUAUUUUGCGAAGCGUUAAUCCCAACGGGAGUGACAGGCGUUGACUCGGUAGCUACGUUUUCAUCACGUUUAAAGACGCCUUUUGGAGUCCUUAUUACUUCAUAUGUCUUCCAUACAAUGCAAUUAAAAGGUAGAGCCCUCUAGAACAUAAUCUACCCGCCAAAGAAAAAGCUUAUUGGAACAAGCAGCAUUUUGGCAUGAGGUAAAUGUCGUGUGGCCUGCUGACACCUUUUACACUAUGAAUAUGUUUUUUGACGUGUAGGUCCCGUUUUUGCCUUGCCUUGUGAAGAUCAGCCAGCACAAGGACUAAUAAGCACAGGGAAGAAAGUUCAUCAUUAAUUGUGUUCCAAAUCGACAACGUAUCCACUCCAGUUUUUAGAAGGAAAGUACGGGAACUUCGUGCACACUUAUUUACAGGAGUAUUCGCACUCUUUUAGAGAAGAAAGUACUAAAAUGUUCACAAAUGCGUUCCUAAAAUACACCCUUUUAGCUUAAUAAAACAGAGGAUCACAGAACAGCUGUACCUUCCUAGCCUCGACACAGAACAACUAGAGCCGCUCUUUUAAAAGUAAAAAAAUCCAACUAAAGGGGUUUGCGUGAAAAACCGAAACCAUGGUCUUGAAUGAUCACAAAGUGGUAAAAACAGAACAAUCGCCGUUGAGCUUAUUCAAAAUAUAAGGGCGAAACUUCUCGCUGCAGUCCAAAACAACCGUUAAAAAUACCAUUUGCUCAGUCAAAACGUAGAACCCUCUAGGACAUUAUCUCCCCACCAGAGGAAAAAAAAAUAAUGGGACAAGCAGUAUUUUCAGGUAACAGUCGUGUGGCCUACGGGCCCCUUUUUCUUCACUAAUAAUUCAGCUACUAAUUAGUUGUUUUUGUAUUCAAGCCUGAAUAAACGAGUAGUUGAAAAAGCAAACCCUUUUGCAAUGGAGACUAUGCGUCUGCUGUCUCUCUACUGACUGACAAACUUGUUGAUCUUCAGGUAUCCACCCAGACUCAGCCAAGUGGAUGGCGACUCGAAAGGUAAAAGCAGUUGGUUCGGACACAGCGUCGCUUGACUAUGGCCAGUCGAAAGAUUUCCAGUCUCGCAAAACUUUAUUCAAGGAAAACAUCCCUGCAUAUGUGAACGUGGCCAAUCUGGACAAGUUACCCUCCAAAGGAGCCACCGUGUUUGCUCUGCCAAUGAAAAUCACCCAUGGCACUGGGGGACCGCUCAGAAUCUUCGCUAAACUUGGAGGAGAGUGUCCCACAUCAGGCACUGGUCGAAGUCUCGCCAGCGGACAAAUGUUUCAGAUUAUAACUCUCCUGCUAGUGCUUAAGUUGAUCGAGUAA